This is a messenger RNA of Peniophora sp. CBMAI 1063, 1146 nucleotides long. The record is from the annotation of a GenBank genome assembly. NCBI's taxonomy places the organism in Eukaryota, Fungi, Basidiomycota, Agaricomycetes, Russulales, Peniophoraceae.
AUGAUCAGUGCGAUCCUAAACACCGAAGUGCUAAGCAGAGCACAUGCGCUGUUCGCAAGCGCGCGAAAGCACACCGUCCAAGGCCUGUCCCGCCUAUUGCCAUCAACGCUACAACGCACGCACCUCGCCCACUUAGUAGAUCUCGACUUAUUCGUGGCAUGUGCCAAUCAUCUUCGCGGUGAAUUCAACGCACCACAGCUCCAAUCGCUGAGCAUGCGCUCCGAUGCUGCCCAACUAUCAGAAUGUCCUGUUCCUGUCACCUUUCUAGUGUCCAUAUUCAACAACUCGCCUCUUCUUAACGAGAUCCACAUCCGUCGCUGCGUGAACACUACCACGAUAGCCGAGCUCAAACCCCGCGACGAUCAUAAUCGCCGGGCACUGUCUAUUAUCGAAGUGGCUUGCCAUAAUGAAGACCUUGUUUCAGUCUUGAACAAUUACUUUAAUGUCAAAGAGUCCUCGAACGUGACCAUUGAGCUGUACUCCAUCGCGCACAUCCAGAGCGCCCUCUCGCAAUCCGUGGACCUGGUCGGGGUUCAACGCAAAGCCGCUUCGUCGUUCGAGAUCCGGUACGGAAACGAGAUCGUCUUACGAGAAGGGGAGCACGUUCGCGAGCAGUUCUUCGCCCUGCGCAUAUCAUUUCCAAAACGCUUUACAGUCAUGUUUCGCAUGGGCGAACGGCACAUGAAGUGGACUUGGAAAGCUUUUGUUGACAACUUCCCUUGUGAUCAGAUCCGCCAUCUGACUACAACAAACCGCACCGACGACAGCAGCGCUUCGAUCCGCGUUCACCCUCACGAUCUUCUCGCCGCGCUCUCCGGCCUGCGCUCGCUAACGAUAUCAGACCGCCAACACAUUCAGUUCUUGAGCGCCGUACCGCUCAUCGCACCCAUCACGAACCUGACGGUAAACCUACCACACGGGACGAAUCUCGGAGACCUCGUGCCGAUAUGGCACUGGCUGCGUGACCGGGCAACGUCGCCAAUAUCAAUGACACUAACGUUGUCCGGGAACUUCAACGGCCUAUUCAUCUACCGGGACUAUCACUAUAUGGAGGCUCCCAUCAUCGCAGCGCUGAACAUGUACGCACACGUCGUCGAUGAGCGGACGGCCAACAAAGACGCUCGUCGAUCCCGAGUCGAUACAUGA